AUGACUUGCCGGACCGAAAUAGUGGAAAGGCCGAGCACCGAAACACUCUUGAUCUGUGUGGUCACUCGGAUGCUUACUCCACAUUCGGAUCCUAAGACCCAACCCGAGUGGUUUUGGAUUGUCGAUAUCAUAAGGUACAAAGAGGAGUCUAAACUGCCUGACAAGAAGGAAGACGCCGACCGCGUGCGAAAAAGGGCCCCCUCCUUUGAGAUAGUGGAUGGGCAGUUAUACAAACGAUCUUUUGGGGGACCACUGAUGCGCCGCCUACUUCCCGAUGAAGCCAAGAUUGUUAUGAUGGAGGCUCACCGUUGGAUCUGCGCUGAUGACCAAGGGGCUAACACAUUGGCUCGAAAGCUCGUCAUCCAAGGGUAUUACUGGCCGAACAUGGUGAAAGACUGCGUGGAAGAAGUGAUGGGAUGUCCGACUUGCCAGUCAUUCACCACGAGAGAUACUCGACCGGCUACCUUUCACACCCAGUCACCAUGGCAAUUGUGA
This is a messenger RNA of Ipomoea nil (Japanese morning glory), 495 nucleotides long. RefSeq lists its product as uncharacterized. The transcript has a single exon. The record is from RefSeq and is a predicted model, not a curated record. Bases 1 to 495 code for a protein of 164 amino acids. NCBI's taxonomy places the organism in Eukaryota, Viridiplantae, Streptophyta, Magnoliopsida, Solanales, Convolvulaceae.